UCGCCAUGAAAUUACCAAAACCCCCGAAGAAUCUCCCCGAGAAACCUCUUAAACCCAAUUUCAUCCACGGCCACCGUAAACCUUCCCGUAACCGCCCCAUCGUCCACGGUGGCCUCUUCUCCAACCGCCAAUACCUCUCAAAACACCCACCCCAAUCACACCCCAACCUAACCCCCUUCGAUCUCCACAAAUGGGACCCACAAUCUCUCCCCCAACCUCCUCCUCCUUCCUCUCCUCCAACAACCAUCUCCGCCGCCUCCGAACGCCUCUCCCCAAUCGCGCGAUUCGUCCUCGACGCCUUCCGCAAAAGCCAAAACCGCUGGGGGCCCUCCGUCGUCUCGGAGCUAAACAAGCUCCGCCGCGUCACUCCCGCCACCGUCGCCGAGGUUCUGAAAGCCGGAUCCAACGCCGCCGUCGCGGCGAAGUUCUUCCACUGGGCGGGUAAGCAGAGAGGCUACAGACACGACUUCGCGUCGUACAACGCCUUCGCGUAUUGCCUCAACCGAACGGGAAACUUCCGGGCGGCGGAUCAGUUGCCGGAGAUGAUGGAGUCUCAGGGGAGACCUCCCUCGGAGAAGCAGUUCGAGAUUCUGAUCAGGAUGCACGCGGAUAACAAGAGAGGGUUGAGAGUUUAUUACGUUUACGAGAAGAUGAAGAAGUUUGGGUUUAAGCCUAGCGUGUUUUUGUAUAACAGGGUAAUGGAUGCGUUGAUGAAGUGUGGGUACUUUGAUUUAGGUUUAGCUGUUUAUGAUGAUUUUAGGGAAGAUGGUUUGGUUGAGGAGAGGACUACUUUCAUGGUUUUGGUUAAAGGAUUGUGUAAAGCUGGGAGAAUUGAUGAGAUGUUUGGGAUUUUGCGGAGGAUGAGGGAGGAUUUGUGUAGGCCUGAUGUGUUUGCUUACACGGCGAUGAUUAAGACUUUGGUUUCUGAGGGGAAUUUGGAUGGGAGUUUAUUGGUUUGGGAGGAGAUGAGAGGUGAUGAGGUGAGGCCGGAUGUGAUGGCGUAUGGGACGCUUGUUGUGGGUUUGUGUAAAGAUGGGAGAGUUGAGAGAGGGUAUGAGUUGUUUUUGGAGAUGAAGGAGAAGGGGGUUUUGAUUGAUAGGGAGAUAUAUAGGGUUUUGAUUGAAGGGUUUGUAAGGGAUGGGAAGGUUAGAAGGGCUUGUGAUCUGUGGGAGGAUUUGGUGGGGUCUGGGUAUAUUGCUGAUUUAGGGAUAUAUAAUGCGGUUAUUAAAGGGUUGUGUAUUGUGAAUCAGGUUGAUAAAGCAUAUAAGCUCUUCUUAGUUGCAGUUGAGGAAGAGCUGGAACCGGGUUUUGAGACUCUGAGUCCUAUUAUGGUUGCAUAUGUGGUGAUGAAGAGAUUGACUGAUUUUUUGGAUUUGCUAGAACGAAUUGGGGAGUUAAGAUACCCUGUAGGAGAUUACCUUUCACAGUUUUUUAAAUUGUUGUGUGCUGACGAAGAGAAGAGAACGAUGGCUUUAGAUGUCUUUGAUGUAGUAAAGACUAAAGGUCAUGGUAGUGUCUCUGUGUACAACAUUCUCAUGGAAGCUCUUUACAAGAUGGGGGAUAUUGAAAAGUCUUUGUCACUUUUAUCUGAAAUGAGGGAUUCUGGGUUUGAACCAGAUUCAUCAUCUUACAGUAUUGCAAUUAGCUGUUUUGUCGAGAAAGGGGAAGUCCAAGAGGCUUGUUCAUAUCAUGAAAAAAUCACCGAGAUGUCGUGUGUUCCUUCCAUAGCUGCUUAUCUAUCUCUCGCUAGAGGACUCAGCCAAAUUGGAGAAAUUGAUGCGGUGAUGUUAUUAGUUCGUGAAUGCCUGGGCAACGUUGAAAGUGGUCCUAUGGAGUUUAAGUACGCUCUGAGGGUCUGUCAUGUAUGCAAAGCGAGUAGCGCCGAGAAGGUUAUGGAAGUCCUUGAUGAGAUGAAACAGGAAGGUGUCUGUAUAAAUGAAGUUAUAUACUGUGCGAUAAUCUCUGGUAUGUCUAAGCAUGGGACAAUCAAAGCAGCAAGAGAAGUCUUUGCGGAGCUGAAAAAGCGCAAGGUUAUGACUGAGGCGGAAAUGGUAGUCUAUGAUGAAAUGUUGGUUGAGCAGACAAAGAAGAAGACAGCUGAUUUGGUUCUUUCAGGGAUCAAAUUUUUCGGUCUUGAGUCAAAACUAAGGGCAAAAGGUUGCAGAAUACUCGAUUAACUAAUGCUUGGGGGGGACUGAUAGUCUGCUUUUUUCCGAACAACUGCAUAAGCUCUUUUGUGCGUUGGGAUUUAGUGUGAGAUUACUGAUUCUUGAGUACGAUUUGCCGAGCCCAACCACGAAAGUUUUGGGUUUUUCCAUGAAUCGAUGUCAUGAAAGUGUUAUUUUUGGGGUUAAUCAUACUGGUUGCUGAAGCUUGGGAGGAGACUCUCUAUACAUUGGUGGGGUUCAAGGGUGAUCCAGUGAAGCUUGGGAAUCUCUAUUAAGAUCUGAAGGUGGUUCUAUUAUUAGAGUGCUUGUAAGGAAGUUUAUACAAAAAGUGAAACUCAUUUUUCACAUAAAAUGGCCUUUUAAGUAUUAAUAAUCCAUUGUUAGUGCUGCUAACUCACCAUAUCACUGAACUAGCUCAAAUAUUUCUG
This is a messenger RNA of Eruca vesicaria subsp. sativa (arugula), 2596 nucleotides long. The record is from the annotation of a GenBank genome assembly. NCBI's taxonomy places the organism in Eukaryota, Viridiplantae, Streptophyta, Magnoliopsida, Brassicales, Brassicaceae.